Messenger RNA from Odontomachus brunneus, 2799 nucleotides. RefSeq names its product exocyst complex component 8 (gene Exo84). Gene Ontology annotation, cellular component: exocyst. Bases 261 to 2393 code for a protein of 710 amino acids. The record is from RefSeq and is a predicted model, not a curated record. Gene Ontology annotation, biological process: Golgi to plasma membrane transport; intracellular protein localization; exocytosis. Lineage: Eukaryota; Metazoa; Arthropoda; Insecta; Hymenoptera; Formicidae. The transcript has 8 exons.
AUGUCUGUUUCUCUUGAAGUUCAGUAAGAGUACAUUUGCUUAACAAAAAAGAACAGACCUUACAUGUCAGUCCUAUCUUCGGACUAGUCUGUAGUAAGUACGAAGUGAGGUUAAAUCAGGGUGGAGGUGUAAACCAUGUCAAUUUACCUGUGACAAGUGCCACAAAGAGACUCGACGGGCGAAACGUAACAUGACAAAGGCACGUAAAUCGUGUUGUCAAUAAUAAUAAAGCGUUCUCGUGCGAUCGACGAUCCUUCACGAUGACUGAUAACUUAGCAAAAGUUUUCGCAGCCGAGGACUUUAACCCGGAAAAAUUUGUAAAGGAACUCAGCGCGCAGUGCGUCGGUGCAGACGAGUUGAGGCAACAACGCGCCAAAAUUCAGGAACUAGCAAACAGCACUUCUGCUCAAUUAAAGCGAAAUGUCUAUCAGAACUACAUGCAGUUUAUCGAGACUGCCAAGGAGAUCUCGCAUUUGGAGAGCGAGAUGUAUCAACUGUCUCAGCUGUUGAGUGAACAACGUGCCUUGCUGAGUACUCUGGGCUCUACCAGAACAGCUGGUGUUGUCUUUGAGGAUCUGUCUGAGUCACAGCAAGAGAACUCUAAUGACACUGUGUCUAAAGAAGAGGAACAGAAGCAGAAACUGAUCCAAUUGAUUGAAAAUGUGGAAGGCGCUUUGAGCUUAGCAGAAACGCCAGGACGUGUGUGUCUGCACGAAGGUUCCCUACUCGAAUUAGACCCAAUCGAGGGAACACCGCUUAAGAGGAUCCAUGCGUAUUUAUUCAACGACGUUCUGAUGGUCGCGUCUUGGUUAGCAAACGGUGGCAGACGCGGUCCACCUAGAUACAAAAUGCAGGCCGUUUAUAAUCUUGAGAGUCUUGCGAUCGUCAACGUGAGGGAUCAUGGCACCGUGAAGCUAGCAUUCAAGCUUCUGGCGUUCUCCGACACGAGAGUGUUUCAAUGCGCCACAGCGACGAGUAAAAAGGAGUGGUUGGAUAAGUGCGAGCAGGCGAAGAGAGCAAAACUAGCUGGGGAAAAUUCGACUGACGCUCCAGAUGAAAGUAAGCACGUGAAGGAAGAGAAAAUAGCGCCGUCUCGUUCGAUGUCCCUGGAUUCGAAUACAUUAGGCAUGGAGGACGACGACGACUCGGAAUAUCACGAGCCGCCGCCGGAAUGGGUGCUGGAAGUAGCCGAGGAUCUGGACUCUUGUAUAGCGCAGCGUCACUUCGAGGAAGCUUAUAGCUUGUUGGAGAAGGCGAAAACAUAUCUGAAGGACGCUCAGUCGACGCUAUUGCUGACGGAAAUUCAAACGAAAGUGAACGAGAGGGGUUCUUCGCUGGUCAACGUGUUGACCAAGGAAUUGGAAUCAAGUGCGGAAGCCAAGUCGUUACAAGGCGGCGGUUUAAGAAGCGCACGGCGCGCAGUCAAGCUGCUGAUACAGCUGAACAGGAGCGCACAAGCGUGUCACUUGUACCUACGAUUGUGCAGCGCGGUGCUAAAGGCGCGCCUAAAGAGAAUUAAGAGGGAAGGCACGACCGUCGCUUAUGUGAAACAGAUCAGCGCAAUCGCCUUUAGCAACAUAGUGGAAAUAGCGAGAGAAUUCUUGAAAACUUUUCCCCAAUCUACGAAUUGCACUUCAGGUUUAGUCGUAUGGUGUAGUCAAGAAGUGAAACACUUGACGUCGCACUUAGCCAAGCAACUUUUUAUGCCACAAGUUACACUCAGUACAUUAGUAGAGUGUAUUGUCACCGUUCGGACUCAUUGCGAUCAGUUAACCCAACUCGGCAUGGACUUUCGUUAUCAAUUGGAUGGCCAACUCAGGUCCCCAUUAGCCAAAGCCAUUCAAGAUGCAGGUGAAAACUGCGUCGGCACAGUGAAACUCCACGUGGCGGAAGACACAUGGCGACCGACGAAUCUGGAAACUAGUCAAAAUCUUCAAAAGCUUUUAUCGGAACUCGAUGAUCUCGGUAUCGGUAUACCAUCGUCAUACUCGACGAACGACUGUUGGAUACCACUGACUCACAAUACAUUAAGCUUCUCCAAGAUCUACAUCAGCCUGUUAGAAGACUGCCUUAGCGUAGCCACGCCUGAGCUUAUGUCCGCGAUAGAUAACGUGCUUGUAUCUGUGAUGCGAGUCGAGGUUCAACAUUUGAUUGUCUCGCUUACAGAUCCAAAAUUAAAGCAAGAGCGAAAAUUAGUACAAAAUAAUGCAGUCUACGUGCGAGACGUUAUCAUCGUCCGGGGCCUGGAACUGUACAAAUCCACGACAAAUCAGAAAUUUACGAAGCUGCUCGCCUUGAAAGAGCAGAUCGUAUUCGAGUCUCCGUCGCCAACGAAACCAAGGCCCGCUCCGAGAACCUCAGUUCCUAAAUAUUCCACCACGGAGUAUCUUUAACUGGAAUAAAGACGUCAAGCUGCUAUACAUUUAACGAUAGAACUGUCGCAGAGACAAACGUUUAUGUAUGUGUGAGAAUGUAUUAUAUUGUACAUAUAUGACAGAGUCGCUUUGGUGUAGCAAAUACACAAUAUCAUAUUGAGAUGGAACAGAAAGCAAUCCGUCUCACGUCUAAUGCAGGUAUACAUUAGUCGUAACACCAUUGUAGAACUUUUCUAGGACGUAUCUUUGUAGAAUACUUGAACGAACAAAUACGGCGUUGCUCUAACAGUGCGAGUAAUACAGUCUGUAAUAACGUUGUAAUAUACCUAAUAGAUAUUUACAAUGAAUUGCACAUAGGUAAUUCAUGUGUACGCCUAUGAGAUUAUUUAUACAAUAGCACUAUUUUGUACUGUUGUCGCUGGAA